This is a messenger RNA of Gymnogyps californianus (California condor), 3065 nucleotides long. It is a transcript of the gene DYM, whose product is annotated as dymeclin. The transcript has 18 exons. The record is from RefSeq and is a predicted model, not a curated record. Gene Ontology annotation, biological process: Golgi organization. Gene Ontology annotation, cellular component: Golgi apparatus. Lineage: Eukaryota; Metazoa; Chordata; Aves; Accipitriformes; Cathartidae. Bases 102 to 2276 code for a protein of 724 amino acids.
GCCGCCUCUUGCCGUACAGCGUUGUGGCGCGGCGGUGCUGAGCGGACGGGCGCCGCUGACGGGAAAUGAAAAUUUAGAAAGGGAUUUGCCAAAUAAAGAAGAUGGGAGCAAAUAGCAGCAGCAUCAGUGAGCUUCCAGAAAACGAGUACUUAAAAAAAUUAUCAGGAGCAGAGCCCAUCUCCGAGAAUGACCCGUUCUGGAAUCAGCUGCUGUCUUUUAGCUUUACCACUCCAACAAACAGUGCUGACUUAAAGCUCUUGGAAGAAGCCACAAUCUCAGUCUGCAAGUCUUUAGCUGAGAAGAAUCCUCGAACAGGAAACCUUGGGUCGUUGAUUAAAGUCUUUCUUUCUAGAACCAAAGAGUUAAAAAUUUCAGCAGAAUGUCAGAAUCACCUCUUUAUUUGGCAGGCUCACAAUGCACUCUUUAUUAUUUGCUGUUUGCUGAAAGUAUUCAUCAGUCAAAUGUCAGAAGAGGAGCUGCAACUUCAUUUUACUUAUGAAGACAAAGCACCAGGCUCAUAUGGAACAGAGUGUGAAGACCUCAUAGAAGAGUUGCUGUGUUGCCUCAUCCAGCUCAUUGUUGAAAUUCCCCUCUUAGAUAUUACAUACAGCAUUUCCUUGGAAGCUGUGACAACUCUCAUCGUCUUCCUCUCCUGCCAAUUAUUCCACAAAGAAAUUCUACGAGAGAGCAUCAUUCACAAAUACCUGAUGCAUGGUCGAUGUCUCCCGUAUACCAGCAGACUUGUGAAAACUUUACUAUAUAAUUUCAUUAGACAAGAAAGAAGCCCUCCUCCAGGGACCCAUGUCUUUCAGCAGCAAACAGAUGGAGGAGGACUACUUUACGGAAUUGCAUCUGGGGUGGCAACUGGCCUGUGGACAGUCUUCACGCUAGGCGGGGUGGGGAGUAAACCAACGCCGCAGCUGGAGCAGUGCUCCCCUCUAGCUAACCAGAGUCUGCUGCUUCUCCUGGUCUUGGCUAAUCUGACCGAUGCUCCAGAUACGCCGAAUCCCUACAGGCAAGCUAUCAUGUCCUUCAAAAACACACAAGAUAGCACUGCUUUUUCAUCAUCAAAUCCACACGCUUUCCAGAUUAAUUUUAACAGUUUAUACACAGCUUUGUGUGAGCAGCAGAAAUCUGAUCAAGCGACUCUUCUUUUAUACAUGCUUCUGCAUCAAAACGGCAACGUACGGACGUACGUGUUGGCGCGAACGGACAUAGAAAAUCUUGUUCUGCCAAUUCUUGAAAUUCUGUAUCACGUUGAAGAAAGGAAUUCACACCACGUUUACAUGGCUCUUAUCAUUUUGCUGAUCCUUACAGAGGAUGAUGGCUUCAACCGAUCUAUUCAUGAAGUGAUAUUGAAAAAUAUCACUUGGUAUGCUGAGCGUGUCUUAACAGAGAUCUCACUUGGGAGUCUCCUGAUACUAGUCGUGAUAAGAACCAUCCAGUACAACAUGACACGGACAAGGGACAAAUACCUUCAUACAAAUUGUCUGGCAGCCUUAGCAAAUAUGUCAGCACAGUUCCGCUCACUUCAUCAGUAUGCUGCUCAGAGGAUCAUCAGUUAUACCUGCCGCCACUUGCGGAGAUAUGUAUAUGUCUUGGACAAACUGUAUUUCCCCCACUCUCACUGCUCUACGCUGCAGCAUUGCUUCUCGACCCUCAGUGACAAUGGAGAGGAACUCUUGUCUUUAACUUGUUCUCACAUUCUCAGAUCCUAUGCUUCCAGUUUAUUUUCUUUGUUGUCUAAAAAACACAACAAAGUGCUGGAGCAAGCCACGCAGUCCUUAAGAGGUUCCCUCGGUUCAAAUGACUCUCCGCUUCCUGAUUAUGCACAAGACCUGAAUGUGAUCGAGGAAGUGAUCCGAAUGAUGUUGGAGAUCAUCAACUCCUGCCUGACAAAUUCUCUUCAUCACAACCCAAACUUGGUGUACGCGCUGCUUUACAAGCGGGAUCUGUUUGAGCAGUUUCGAACUCACCCUUCCUUCCAGGACAUAAUGCAAAAUAUAGAUCUGGUGAUCAGCUUUUUCAGCUCCCGAUUAGAGCAAGCUGGAGCUGAGCUGUCUGUGGAGCGAGUUCUGGAAAUCAUCAAGCAAGGAGCUGUUGCUUUGCCCAAAGACAGGCUAAGAAAGUUCCCCGAGCUGAAGUUCAAGUACGUGGAGGAGGAGCAGCCCGAGGAGUUCUUCAUCCCCUACGUUUGGUCCUUGGUCUACAACUCCGCCGUGGCCCUGUACUGGAACCCGCACGACAUCCAGCUCUUCACUAUGGACUCCGGCUGAAGGAGAUGCCCCAGCCAAGCCAACUCAACUCCGUCUUCUUACAGAAAACGAAACUCCGCACCGCGUGUUAAUACAUAACCCCUUCCAGUGUGCACCCUCUGACCCCAAAGCUUACGGAGAAUGAAGCUUGCCGCUAGUGUACAGUCCAGCGUCGACGUUUUGGAAGCAGAUUGCCACCGACACGCUGGCAGCAGACUGUGGUGUGAGGAACUGACGGCUUGUAGGCAACCUUGUAUUUAUAGUCCUAUAACCUAGAGCUUGUUUGAUGAAAAUGAGGCCUUACACAUGGGGUAUGAUGUCACUACCAACCACAAACCUGAUUGUUCUUUUAACUUAACGGGGUAAAUGAGGAAAGAGACUGCGGACUUUGAUUUGGAAGCAGCCUUUGUAUUUUCGUUUCUUUCAGGCGAGGCAGCUUCGUUGGGUGAAGCUUUCUAUGGUCUGUUGGAUUCUGCCGUGGGUUGCUCAUUACCUAAUCCCAUGCUUUCGCUCACAGCCCUUCAUUUUGGUGGCACUGUCAAGGCUGCAGUCGUUUAAUUGGUGUCUACACUGUCAUCCGAGUGAACUAAGCAAGCAGCAUAUUAUUCAGAUUAGCUCCCAGGCAGAUUCAAAACACUUGAUUUAGAUGUCAAAAUGUUUGUGGGAGGAUUUUCAAUAGCAAGUCUUUUUUUGUUGUUGUUUGACUGGCAAAUACUCUAUAGAGGGCUAGAAACACCAGCUUUCAGAGUCAGGUCCCUUACAGACUUGUUUUACUGUGCUUCUGUGCAAAAGUUGUUCCUGGAAAUUGAA